Molecule: messenger RNA, 4348 nt
Organism: Gadus morhua (Atlantic cod)
Lineage: Eukaryota; Metazoa; Chordata; Actinopteri; Gadiformes; Gadidae
Gene: pknox2
Product: pbx/knotted 1 homeobox 2
Exons: 12
Coding region: 276-2255 (659 amino acids)
Biological process (GO): regulation of DNA-templated transcription
Molecular function (GO): DNA binding
Source: RefSeq, a predicted model, not a curated record
GACAGGAUCGCAUGGACACUUCAUGAGGAAUGACAGUUAAUAUUGAAAUACACUAUGAAGAUAAUUUAGUAGCGGCGUAUUGUUAGCUAUUUGUUAAGCCUAUCGCUGAUUAAGUGUAGACAAAUAUUCUGCGUGCUUAUUUAUGCAAGGUUUGUAACUCAAUAAUUGAGGGAUUCAGUCUUUUCAAACACAUAAUCCAACGUGUAUUACGUACGUUAUAGUAUUUCUUUGUCUUUUUAAUUGUUUUCGGUUAAUUGAUUGGCCUACACAUACACAUGGUAUUGUUUUGUGAACCACAUCCGUGUCGUUUUGGUUUUGAAGUACUUUGGGUGAGUAUUUCAAGAUAUGCGAUUAUCAAUAUGCACCCACCAGAUGCUGGCCAGAUCCGUGCAAAAACCUCACGUGCGUCUGCGCGUGCGAUCUACAGUCCCGCGUGCGUGCGUGUAUCAGUGUGUGUAAAUGCACACGCGCACGUGCACUCAUGGUACUUGCGGCGGUCGUGGUUGAGUGCGUGGCUUUUACUGGAGUGGGGGAAAACACGGAAGCCUACAUGUUGUGUUUUUUUUUCUUUCUCCGAGAAAACGUGGAGAGGAGAAGAGGAGGAGAGGGGUUGGUGGUGGGAGGGGUCUUGCAUGCCAGACGUCAUCGCCUGUGCCGAGGAGUAUAGGCUGUACUGUCAGCCUGGUGUCAGUCUGAUGAAGAUUGGCAUUCAGGCUUUGCGUGGAGAGCUGUGUGAGCGAUCAUCCAAAGGAGAAGAACGUACGUCGAGCGCUCCUGUAUUGCUGUGGGCCAAAAGCAACUCACCAGCAGUGACAAUGAUGGCCACCCAGAGUGUUCCUCCACCAUCGUAUCAGGACAGCCAACAGAUGACCGGCACAACCCAGCAGAGCUCAAAGACCCCGCAGGUCCACAUCCCAGCAGCCUCGGCGGCAGGCAACACACCCAUCAGCGUGACUCUGGACCCCCAGGCACAGCUGGAGUCAGACAAGAGGGCCGUUUAUAGACACCCCCUGUUCCCCCUGCUGGCGCUGCUGUUUGAGAAGUGUGAGCAGGCCACGCAGGGCUCUGAGUGCAUCACGUCGGCCAGCUUCGACGUGGACAUCGAGAACUUUGUGCACCAGCAAGAGCAGGACCACAAGCCCUUCUUCAGCGAGGACCCCGAGCUCGACAACUUGAUGGUGAAGGCCAUCCAGGUGUUGCGGAUCCACCUGCUUGAGCUGGAGAAGGUCAAUGAGCUGUGUAAGGACUUCUGCAACCGCUACAUCACCUGCCUCAAGACUAAGAUGCACAGCGACAACCUGCUUCGCAAUGACCUGGGAGGUCCCUAUUCGCCCACCCAGACCCUGUUGGGCAUUCAACAGGAACUAAUUCAGACCUCCUCCUCCUCCUCUCCACCCAUGACCUCUGUCUCCAGCUCUGUUAACGCCUCGGGGGUCCUGGUGCCCACCAGCAGCCUCCAGCAGGGCAACGUUGCCAUGACGACAAUCAACUCUCAGGUGGUAUCAGGAGGGACCCUGUACCAGCCGGUUGCCAUGGUGACAUCACAAGGGCAGGUGUUGACCCAGGGCCUGCCCCCAGGAACCAUCCAGAUUCAGAACUCACAGAUGAACCUUGACCUGUCGUCCCUUUUGGACAGUGAAGACAAGAAGUCCAAGAACAAACGAGGCGUGCUGCCCAAACACGCCACCAACAUCAUGCGCUCCUGGCUCUUCCAGCAUCUCAUGCAUCCUUACCCUACAGAAGACGAGAAGCGACAGAUUGCAGGACAGACAAACCUUACCCUAUUACAAGUGAACAAUUGGUUCAUCAAUGCUCGCAGGCGUAUCCUGCAGCCCAUGCUGGAUGCCAGUAACCCGGACCCUGUGCCCAAGGCCAAGAAGAUGAAAUCCCAGCACCGGCCCACUCAGCGCUUCUGGCCCGACUCCAUCGUGGCGGGGGUCCUGCAGACGUACCGCUCCCAGGCCGGCGCCCACGGCAACAACCCCCUGGGCAUGGACGGCCUGCAGCCCCUCCCGUCGGAGUCGGCCACCCUGGCAAUGCAGCAGGCCCUGAUGGCGGCCGACGACUCCAUGGACGGGACUGAGGAGGAGGAGGAGGAGGAGGAAGAGGAGGAGGAGGAGGAAGAGGAGGAGGAGGAGGAAGAGAUGGAGGAAGAGGAGGAGGACGGGCGGGAAGGACACGACCGAGCGAGGAACAUGAGCGGCGGCGGGGGAGGGGCGAGGACAGAGCGCAGCAACAUGGAGGACUUGGAGUAGGGAGUCACGCAGAGAGAGGAACACAAGUUCUCCGAUGAGUACUCUGACAUAGGUUUGAUUGUUGUUAUUUCACUUUUCAAGAACGUAAGCAAUGAAUGCAUUUCAUAUUGCUCUGGCUUUCUGGUAAAUCGUACUCGUUUCCCCCCCCGAGACGUUUUUGAGAUACGAUUGUUUACUUCAGGAUUCUUGAAAAUCAUGAAAAUCUGUCAUUCAUCACUUAGACCAAGCUCCUUUUUUUGUUUCUUGUUUUUUGAAGGUGAAAUAAAAUUAUUCAAUACUGGGAUAAAAUGUUAAGAUGGAAAUGCUAGCUUGUAGAGGAAGAAAAAGGCUUGAGCUCUGACCUCUACUCAAAGAGACACUGUCUGGCUCACAGCCAAGCGAUAGGUCAACCAUGAACCCACUUGUUAAUGUCCAGCCAGUGACCCUUUGGAAAACACCCUUCAGAUGAAUGCUGUUUCUACCGAUCGAUGGAACGGUUCAUGGAGACUAUAUAGAAGAACCUAAUCUUACAGCCAGAAUCACAACCGUCAACAAAAAGAGACACACAAUAUUCAUUUGUUAUUGAAUAUAGUCAUUAUGAUUUGUAUCCGUCAAUACGGUAGAAUCCAUAGAUACCCAUAGAUAGUGUUGUUGUUUUUUAUUUGUGGCUCAUGCUUAUCAAUUGAUCGAUCCAUACGUAGCAAUAUGCUGAGGCUGACUUCAAAAUAAAUUAUCCUGAUUGAUCACCUAUUCUAUCGAUGGGUAAUCAAGAUUAUUUAUGGAUAUAAUUGCCAUUUCUUAAUGUAAGAGAUCUCACGAAGAACGUUGGCGACAUUAGCUGAAUUACUUUGGUUGUUGAAUGCAAUGUGAACCGAAAGUGAGUACUAUGACUCAAAAGUAAAAAAAACAACUAAAAGCUAAAGUUUUAGUUUAUGAGUGGGAAGAACCUCAACGAAAGGACCUUGGUGGCUAUUCACCUUUUUACAUUUUUCACUCUCAAAACAAUACGCCCACAUGCACACACACACACACAUCUAUGGAGCUCACUGUAUGCAUUGACUUUUGGCCCCGAAUCACGUCUUCUAAAAUGGCCCCCAUGUUCCUCAGGUUUGAACAAACGAACAAUGGUUCUUCUCAUCAUCUCUCUGUUUUGGUUCGGUUGAGAACUUAAACCCCAAGAUGUCAAGCAAACUUUAUGAAAAUAUUGAUUUUCUUUCAAUUUCCUUCCAUGAACAAAACAACAACAAUGUAAAUCAGUGUAAACUGAGUGCACAAUGUAUUUAUAAUGGACUGUGUUUACUGGCUUCACAUAUUUAUAACUUCUGUUUGUUUUUUCUUGAUCUCAGCCGUUGGCUCACGAGACAAUGAUUGGUAGAAGAAUGUUAAUAUAACAUUUUCUUCUUGGAAUGAUUUCUAUAUCAGGGGAGUGCCUGUUUUGGUCUAGUUCACAGCAACAAACCUAACUUCAACCAUCGCCUGCAAACAUUGAUAUGAUUCUUGAACUGAGAUUACCACACAAAAAAAUAGCUUGUGCUUUUUUUGUGCUUUUCAAAUGUUUGGAUGUUAUUACAAAGAAACACAGAAACACAUCCUGUCCUUCCAAACGUAUCUUGUUACCAUGACAACAACGCUCUCAUCAAAAGCUGAGGUCACACAAUCAGAGUGGCAAACAAAACGUCGGGAUAACCGACAGAACCGGCAUCACAUCACAUGACUUUUUGCGAGAAAAUAAGUUACGAGAUUUUGCAGUCUCUUGAACUUAUCUCCUGUGUGAAGGACUCUGAAGAAAAAAAAAGAAAACAAACUGUGAAACCAUUUCAGUUUCAAACCUAAAGGAAGAUGAAGAAAAUGGAAUCACUCGUUUAUAAUGUGAAGAUUGCCUAGGUAAAAAUAACGAAAAAUCAUGAUAUUGAAUGUUCUGAUUGUUAAAUGUGAAGUUUGUCCCAUCGAUAUUCUUUGUUUGUUUAUUUUAGUUUUUUAAAUGGAUCUUCCAGAGCAAGUAACAUUAGGGAAUAUUUUUAUUUUGUUUAUACGCUUUGUUGUCAUAAUCUAUUGUGUCUCAAUAGACCAAUUGUAAUAAUUAAAAAAUGUAAGGAUACUGGUUCUGACUUUGA